Juglans microcarpa x Juglans regia is the source of this 5090-nucleotide messenger RNA. Its product is annotated as mediator of RNA polymerase II transcription subunit 15a-like. The transcript is spliced from 11 exons. NCBI's taxonomy places the organism in Eukaryota, Viridiplantae, Streptophyta, Magnoliopsida, Fagales, Juglandaceae. Gene Ontology annotation, molecular function: transcription coactivator activity; chromatin DNA binding. Gene Ontology annotation, biological process: regulation of DNA-templated transcription. The coding region runs from base 487 to 4731 and encodes 1414 amino acids. The record is from RefSeq and is a predicted model, not a curated record.
UCAUUAGUAUUAUUAUUGCAAGAGUGACACGAGGAAUGCCACUUGGGAAAAGAAAGCAUCGCCGUGUCACUUUCUCCCAAGCCAAACAGGCUCUUAAAAGCAUAAUUGAAAAAAAAAAACAAAAUACCGGCCACGGGAAACUUAAGUCAAGAAAACCUCUUUCGAAGCAAUCCAAUAGAUUAUAGAUGCAUUAAGUAUUUGAUCAAGCCAAAUAUAUUCCUGUUCCAAUUUACCACAGCCCUAGUCCGUCUUCCUCUCAUCGAUCCUUCCUCCCUCGUGUCCCUUUACCUCCUCCCGACCUGCAAUUAGCCGCUUCUCCCACAAAGCUACAUCGUCGCAUCUCUUUCUCUCUCUCUCUCUCUCUCUCUCUCUCUCAACAAAUCGGUGUUCAUUUUCUAUAACUUCUUUCCGACUUGAAUAUGAACAUGAUUAAAUCGUUGUAAGAGUUGGUGUUCGAUUUGGUUGUAAACUAUUAAGAGAAGUUUGAUGGAUACCAAUAAUUGGAGGCCCACCACAGGCCAAGGCCCUGUAGGAGGGAUAGGAGGUGGAGGAGGAGCAGGGGAACCCACCAUGGACGCCGGCGAUUGGAGGACCGAAUUGCAGCCCGAAGCUCGGCAGAGAAUUGUCAGCAAAAUAAUGGAUACAUUGAAGAGGCAUCUACCCGUUUCUGGUCAAGAAGGUUUGCAGGAACUCAGGAAAAUAGCUAUCAGGUUUGAGGAAAAGAUCUUUACUGCUGCCACAAGUCAGGGAGACUACCUACGAAAAAUAUCUCUAAAGAUGCUUACAAUGGAAACAAAGUCUCAGAAUCCUCCAGCCAAUUCUUUGCCACCCAACUCUACUGGCAAUGGCAAUAAGCCCCCAGAUCCAGGGAUGUCUGGUGUGCAAUCCCAACUUCACAAUCAAGGGCAACCACUUCCCAUCCAAUUGUCAGCUAAUUCGUCACAAUCACGGCAACUGUUAUCGCAGAACAUUCAGAACAGUGUUUCGUCUGCUGGAGUUCAAGCCACUCCAACUUUAACAUCUGCACUGCCUCCUGCCUCUAGUAUAAACCAGACUUCUAUCCCAAAUGCUGUCGGCCAGAAUACCAAUGUACAGAAUAUAUCAGGAACUUCACAGAACUCGGUGGGGAAUUCAAUGGGUCAAGGGAUUCCGUCCAACAUGUUUGCAAAUAAUCCGCGGCAAAUGCUAGGAAGGCAACAAGUUGUUUCCCAGCAGCCGCAGCAGCAACAGCAACAGUCACAGAAUCCGCAGCAGUAUACUUACCAGCAGCAGUUACAACAACAUUUCUUGAAGCAGAAGUUCCAGCCGGGAAACAUCCCACAUUCACUUGUGCAAUCUCACAUUCAGCAACAGCAAAAUCUAUUGCAAACCAAUCAGAUGCAAUCUCCUCAGCAAUCGGCCAUGCAAACAUCAUCUGUCAUGCAGCCUUCUCUCUCUGGUCUUCAGCAGAAUCAGCAGCCAUCUAUUCAACAGGCGACACAUUCCAUGCUUCAGCAACAUCCGCAUUCAGUUCUUAGGCAGCAGCAACAGCCGCAACAGGCAUCUGUUAUUCAUCCACAGCAAGCACCAAUGCAGCAUCAGCCAAUACUGCCUCCACAGCAGCAUCAACCGCAGCAGCCAAAUGCUGCAAAUAUGCAACAGAACCAAUUAAUUGCACAACAGAGCGGUGUUGGGGACAUGCAGCAGCAACAGAGGCUGCUUGGCCAGCAGAAUAAUCUUCAGACCAUGCAGCAGCAGCAGCACCAACAACAAUUAAUGGCUCAGCAAAACAACUUCUCUAGUAUGAAUCAGCAACAGUUGGGCUCUCAAAGUAAUGUUUCUGGGUUACAACAGCAGCAACAGCAGUUGCUUGGAGCUCAGUCUGUUAACUCAAGUAUGCAAACUACGCAGCAGGCAGUACACAUGCUACAACAGUCCAAAAUUCCAGUGCAGCAACAACCACAACAAAGCACAUCUAGUUUGUUAGCAACUCAAGUACAGCCAUCGCAAUCACAACCACAGCCUCCACAACAGCAAUUGAUGUCUCAGAUUCAGUCACAACCUUCACAGUUGCAACAACAGUUGGGUAUGCAACAGCAGCCAAAUUCAUUACAAAGGGAUAUGCAGCAAAGGCUUCAAGCAUCAGGUCAACCAUCAAGUACCUUACUUCAACCACAGAAUGUAAUUGAUCAGCAGAAGCAGUUAUAUCAAAGAGCCGUUCCAGAUACAUCGUCGACAUCUCUUGAUUCGACAUCUCAGACGGGGAAUGCAAAUGGGGGUGAUUGGCAAGAGGUCUAUCAAAAGAUUAAAGCUUUGAAGGAGAUGUACUUGCCUGAAUUAAAUGAAAUGUACCAGAAAAUUGCUACAAAAUUGCAGCAGCAUGAUUCUCUCCCACAACAACCAAAGUCAGAGCAGCUUGACCGGUUUAAAAUGUUUAAGGCUAUGUUGGAGCGUAUUAUGGCAUUCUUACAGGUUUCCAAAAGCAAUAUAUUACCCAAUUGUAAGGAGAAGUUGUCAUUCUAUGAGAAGCAGAUAUUAAAUGUUGUAAACACAAACAGGCCCAGGAAGCCUGUUUCCUCACUGCAGCAAGGACAGCUUCCCCAGUCUCACAUGCACUCCAUGCAGCAACCACAGCCUCAAGUUACUCAAAUGCAGCCCCAUGAAAGUCAAAUGAACCCUCAGUUGCAAUCAAUGAGCUUACAAGGUUCUGUGGCGACAAUGCAGCAGAACAAUAUGACGAGCUUGCAGCAUAAUUCAAUGUCUUCUUUAUCUGGGGUUUCGACCACACAGCAAAACCUGAUGAACUCAUUGCAGCCUGGUACCAAUUUAGACUCAGGACAGGGCAAUACAAUGAGCCAAGUACAGCCGGUGGCUAUGGGAUCUCUACAACAAAACCCUGUGACUUCUUCUCAACAGGCAAACGUCAGCACCUUGUCCUCGCAGAGUGGAUUAAAAGGGCUACAGCCAAGCAUCAAUCCUCUUCAGUCAAAUUCCAAUAUCCUUCAACAACAGCAUCUGAAACAACAGCAGGAACAGCAAAUGUUGCAGACACAAUUCAAACAACAAAUUCAACAGCGUCAGAUGCAGCAUCAAUUGCUUCAGAAGCAGCAGCAAAUAAUGCAACAGCAACAACAGCAGCAGCAGCAGCAGCAUCAGCAGCAGCAGCAGCAGCAUCAGCAGCAGCAGCAGCAGCAGCAGCAGCAUCAGCAGCAGCAGCAGCAGCAGCAGCAUCAGCAGCAGCAUCAGCAGCAGCAGCAGCAUCAGCAUCAGCAGCAGCAACAGCAACAGUUACACCAACAACCAAAGCAGCAGCUGUCAGCACAGUUGCAGACACACCAAAUUUCACAGAUUCAUCAAAUCAAUGAUGUAAAUGACCUUAAAAUGAGACAGGGGUUGGGUGUUAAGCCAGGGGUCUUUCAGCAACAUCUAUCUGCAGGCCAGCGUGCUGCUUAUUCCCACCAACAGUUAAAAUCAGGAGGUUCAUUUCCUAUAUCUUCACCCCAACUCCAGGUUGCGUCCCCACAGAUUCUGCAACACUCUUCUCCACAGAUUGAUCAGCAAAAUGUCUUAUCAUCUCUCACUAAAGCUGGAACACCUCUGCAAUCAGCAAGCUCGCCUUUUGUUGUCCCAUCUCCUUCUACUCCUUUGGCUCCUUCUCCUAUGCCUGGGGAUGCUGAGAAACCUAUUACUGGUGUUUCCUCACACUCAAAUGCUGGAAAUAUUGGGCACCAACAGACAAGUGGUGUGGGAGCACCAGUUCCAUCCCUUGCCAUUGGCACCCCUGGGAUAUCAGCCUCACCUUUGCUCGCUGAGUUUACUGGUCAAGAUGGCACUCUGGGCAAUGCUUUGAUGAAUGUUUCUGGAAAGUCAAGCAUUACAGAACAACCUCUUGAACGUUUAAUUAAAGCGGUAAAAUCAAUGUCACCUAAAGCAUUGAGUGCCUCUGUUAGUGACAUUGGUUCAGUUGUGAGCAUGAUCGAUAGGAUAGCAAGUUCAGCACCAGGUAAUGGAUCCAGGGCUGCUGUUGGUGAGGAUUUGGUUGCCAUGACAAAGUGCCGCCUCCAAGCAAGAAAUUUCAUCACACAAGAUGGAACCAAUGGGGCAAGGAAAAUGAGGCGCUACACAAGUGCCAUGCCCUUAAGUGUUGUCUCAUCAGCUGGCAGUAUGAAUGAUAAUUUCAAGCAGCUGAUGGGUUCAGAGACGUCUGACCUGGAGUCAACUGCAACUUCUAGUGUCAAGAGGCCUAGGAUUGAGGUUAAUCCCGCUCUUUUAGAAGAAAUAAGGGAGAUAAACCAGGGACUUAUUGACACAGUUGUUGAUAUCAGUGAUGAAGAUGUCGAUCCAACUGCCACAGCUGCCGCUGCUGACGGGGGUGAAGGAACCAUUGUCAAGUGCUCUUUCAUUGCCGUGGCUCUCAGUCCAAACUUGAAAUCUCAGUACACUUCUGCACAAAUGUCACCGAUUCAGCCAUUAAGAUUGCUUGUUCCCUCAAAUUAUCCAAAUUGCUCCCCAAUUCUAUUGGACAAAUUUCCAGUUGAAGUCAGUAAGAAGUAUGAAGAUCUUUCGGUGAAGGCAAAGUCGAGGUUUAGCAUAUCUUUACGAACCCUUUCACAACCCAUGUCGCUUGGCCAGAUAGCAAGGACUUGGGAUGUUUGUGCUCGAGCGGUUAUUUCCGAGCAUGCACAGCAGAGUGGCGGGGGUACUUUCAGCUCAAAAUAUGGGACUUGGGAGAACUGCUUGAGCGCUGCAUGACCAUCUUUAUGGGUUGUAGACCCACACAUAGUUACCAUUGCUAGAGUUUGUUACAAUCAACCUUUGAUGCAGAGUUUGCUGCAGCUGCGCCUGGCAAACAGUUUUUGGAAAUAAGACUUACAUUAGCUGCCAUGUUUAUCAAGGGAUAUAUACGUAGUUGCUUGUAGAGAAGUUCGUCAAUUGUCAACCUCAAUCCUCCUGGAUUGAAGACAAGAUUUGGUGUAAUAAUGUAUAUUGUAGAACACAGAAUUAAUACCGCAUUAUAGAAAUGUAUACUGGGUUGUUUCGUCUGUAAUUUAUGCCAGUUCUAAGGAUAUUUCAAGUUGAAAUUUUCAACUAUAUAUUUUAUAUUUGUCCUA